Molecule: messenger RNA, 729 nt
Organism: Salvia hispanica
Lineage: Eukaryota; Viridiplantae; Streptophyta; Magnoliopsida; Lamiales; Lamiaceae
Source: RefSeq, a predicted model, not a curated record
AUGAAGAUUUCACUCAAGCUUGAUGAAAACCACCACGACCGCCACCACCAGUCGCCGCCGCCGCCGCCGUCGCUCCUCCUCCGUGCCAAAAUUCCCUUAACAAUCUUCAACCUCCCAUUCCUUUCCCACUUCUCCACCUCCACCACCCACCCCUCCGACCUCUCCCUCUCUCUCUCCACCAAUUUCCCCUCUUUCCCCUCUCUCAAACUCUCCCACGCCAGCGCCACCGCCGCCGCCCCACCCCUCACUCUCACCCUCAAAUCCGGCACGGGUCUCUUCGGCUCCCCCAAAAACUCUCCUUUCCUCGGAUCUUUCUCUCUCCGGAAAUCCACCGCCUCCCACCCUCCACCCGCCAUCGCCGCCGAAUCGAUCAAUCCGGACGCCGUGUGCGACUCCAGCUCCUUCGCGUUCGUGCCGCUGGAGACGCCCGCGGCAGUGAAGGAGCUCCCGCCGCAGAAAAUUUCUAGGGCUUCGAUUCUGAAGGGGACGCAGCUGGCGGCGACGACGCAGAUGCCGCUGGCGAAGAGGCUGGCUCUGAGCUUCAGAUGGCGGGUGAAUUUGGCGGAGGAUCAAUUGCCGAUUUUGAGAAUCAACAAGAUCGGAAUUCAGAGAAUUGACGAUGCGGUUAGGGCUGAUGAAAAGAGUGAGAAGAAAUGUGCUUUUGUUUCUCAUUUGCAUUGUUUUGGAUUGUAUAAGACGAUCGAGCUUUAUGAGCAACUUUACAAAUGA